Mangifera indica (mango) is the source of this 1277-nucleotide messenger RNA. RefSeq lists its product as uncharacterized. The record is from RefSeq and is a predicted model, not a curated record. The transcript has 8 exons. NCBI's taxonomy places the organism in Eukaryota, Viridiplantae, Streptophyta, Magnoliopsida, Sapindales, Anacardiaceae. Bases 94 to 1149 code for a protein of 351 amino acids.
UAGAAGAGAAAGAAAAAUGGUUUAGUUGGAUAAGGUGAUUGGGUUGAGUUGUAUGAUGACACUGGCACACUGAUACAGUGAAGUGCAGGAGCCAUGGCUUCAUUGGCUUUCACAAGUUUCAUGAUUCAUCCACUACCAUUUCCACCACUCAACACAAAAACUAAGACUAACAACAGCUGCUUCUGCUUCCCUGUUUGUAGAUUUGUUUCAUCUUCAGAGAAGUUCAAUUUUUUUUCACUUUCACCCCUGCCAAAACCCACCCAUGCCACUGCUUCUUCAAGUGACCAACACAGCCAACAACACGAGGAGGAAGAAGAUAAUGACAACAACGAUGAAAACUUUGAGGUGCUUACAGCCAUUAGAAGCAAGUUCAAUGACAUUGUAAUUGUAGACACUUCCACUUCCAGAAUGUUGCUUCUUGAUCAUACUAAUAAUGUUCAUAGCAUUCUCAACAAGGGUCUUCAGAAAUGGACUGAUUGUUACUGGGAUGAGUUUGCUAGCUUGCCAGCCAUUGUUCCAAAGGGUCCUAUUGCAAUCUAUGGCUUGGGGGGUGGAACAGCUGCACAUCUGUUGCUUGACUUAUGGCCUUCUUUGCAGCUUGAAGGAUGGGAGAUUGAUGAAAUUUUGAUUGAUAAAGCAAGAGAUUAUUUUGGGUUAUUGGAUCUGGAGAAGCCUACUGAAGCUGGUGGUGUACUUCAUGUUUGUAUCGGUGAUGUGUUUUCUCCCUCUGAAACUGUUGCUGGAAGAUAUGCUGGUGAGAUUUACUUUAAAAUUGGCAUUAUCAUAGACUUGUUUUCAGAAGGAAAGGUCCUGGAACAGUUACAAGAGCCUGCAACUUGGUUGAAAUUGAAAGAAAGAUUAAUGCCCAACGGGCGUUUCAUGAUCAACUGCGGUGGCAUUGUUGGCGAAGCAUCUGAUACAAGCCCACCCAAGUCAGUACAUGACAGAUGGAUGCAGAAUUCUACUAUCAAGGCACUGUCAGAAGCAUUUCCCGGUGAAUUAUGCUGGAAGAGAAUGCCAAAAAGAAAUGGUGAGAACUUUCUUGCAUUGACAGGACCUUUACCUGAUUUGAGUUUGUGGUCUGAUAAUGUGCCAAGUCCUUUGAGUGAAAAUGUGAAACAAUGGAAGCCUUGUUCAUCUUCUCCAUGAUAGAUGUUUUUCUCUUCACAUGGUUGUUACUAUUCACAAUUUUUUCACCAGUCAAAUCAUGAAGCUUGUACUGAUUAUAACAAUUUUCAUUGUUCAUCCAUCUAUACACAUUGGUGUUACUUGUUCAA